GCCAUGGAUACUGCUGUGUUUCGAGGCUGUGGGCGCUGUCUCACAGCCAGGCCGAGGAAUCCUGCUGCUCGGGUGAAUAAUGGAUGACGAUGAUGCAAAGCUCAAAGCAGAAAUAGAAGCUGAAUUGGAUAAACUCAGCAUUUCCUCCUUGGAAAAUGAGGACAUUGAGAGUGAUUCAAAAUCAGAAACCCAGAGCGAUGAUAGUGACGCAAAUUCAGUUAAAUUACCAGAGUCAGUUCUUCAUUGUAUUAACAUUAUAAAGAACAGGAGUAAAACUGUUGAAGAGCUCAUUCUUCAGGACUUGGAAGACACUGAUAUUUUAAGCUGUAGUUAUGGAGCAGUUUCUAAUAAUCAUAUGCAUUUAAGGACAGGACUAUCAACUGAAUAUGAAGAAGUUUCACAGCAAUUAAUGAAGAUAUUAUCUGAAAUAGAAAAAGAAGAAUUUAUUAGAAGUAAAACCAAUUGUGCCAGUCCUGAUUUUAUUCCUGAGCCUGAUUCUGAUGACUUGCCUAUGGAUGAACAUGUUUUAACAGAUGAUGCUGAUAUAAAUUUUGGAUACUGUGAAGUGGAAGAACAAUGUAGACAGUCUUUUGAGGCUUGGCAAGAGAAACAGAAGGAACUAGAAGAUAAAGAGAAAGAAACUCUUAAAGCUCAGCGGGAUAGAGAAGAAAAACAGUUUCAGGAAGAAGAAGAAAAGAGACAUUGCUGGAUGGAACAAUUUAAAGUUGAAAAGAAGAAAUUAGAGAACAUUCAGAAGCAAGAACAGGACAAGAUGAAUGAUGAACUCUCUAGAGAAGAGAAAAUGUGGAAAGAGAAAUUUAAACAGCAUGAGGAGUAUAUUAGAAACUUGCAUUUACAAAUGGAAGAAGAAAGAACAAGAUUUAAAGACCUACAAGAAAAAGAAAAAGUUUGUCUGUUAAAACAACAGAAUAAUGCAGCUGUUAAAAUUCAAGCUAAAUAUAAAGCAUUUGUAGCCUAUAAAAAAUACAGCCCAAUUAUAAAAGAGCAAAUUGAAAGUAAGAAAAGGAAAGCACAGGAGUGGAAGGAAAAGAAAGCAAAAAUACGACAGGAGGAGGAAGAAAAACGAAAAAGAUUAGAGGAGAAACAAAGGAUAAAAGAAGAGAGAAAAAAGCAAAAGGAAGAGGAAAGGAAAGGGAGAGAAAAAGAAUAUGAAGAAAAAAAGAAUAUUGUGAAACAAGAAAGAGAACAACUAAUAAACAAGGAAAAAAUAGGAGGAGUUGCAAGCCGACAGCUACUACUAAGUAGUGCAUUAAAGAAAAGAGGAUGUAGUAACAAACAUUUGAUUCGUGAAGAUACUUCAUAUAAUAAGGGUGAUAUAGCCAAAAAGCUAGUGGAUGAAAAUGCAAAGAAGCAGGAAGAUGUUCUCCUUUGGUUAGCUGAAGAAUCAAAUAAGAAAGAAAAUGUAGAUAGACAGAUUAUAUUAAAAGAAUCAACACAAGUAAAAUUAAAAGAAUCUAUAUCAAGCCAAACAAUUGUGGCAGAUUUUAAAAUGGAAGAAAACAAUGAAAACUUAGCAAAAAAGCAGUGUUCAGAAGAAUUGGUCAAGCAAGCAAGAAAAUAUGAAAAUAUAGAUAACAAAACUGAAUUGGGAAACCUCAAUUUAAAAGAAAAUGUGAAAGAACAGUUUCAGCUGCAAGAAGUAAAGUUGGAUAUACAAAAAGAAGAAAUCAUGGAACAUGUCAUAAAUGAAAACGUGGAUAAAAAUACCCAAAUAAUAUUAGGAUAUAACCAAGAAAUCAGUGAGGUGAAAACCAAUGAAGAACAGAAAAUAAUAAAAGAUAAUCAGCUGAAAGAGGUACAAAUAGUAGAAAAAGAAGAGAAUGGAUUGUUAUAUAAAGAUAAGGAUACUUUAAUUAUUUCAAUGAAACAAAAACCACUAUCACUAACAUCAGAAAAUUCUGAAGAUAUAGGAGAAAACAUAAUACUACAAGAAAAAGAAAUUGAUUUAAAAUUUAAAGAAAUUGAGGAGAACCCAAAAGACAAUGCAUGGAAUAGUGAUGUGAUUUUUAACACAAUUGAUACCAUGACAAAUAUAGAAGGCAAAAGAAAUGAUCAAGAUUAUGUGUUAGGUACACAUGCUCCUUGUGAAGAAUUGAGUGACUGUAAUGCAGAAAGCUCCAUGGUGUCUAAAGAAGUGAACUCUCUUAAAUCUGAGAUUAAAGAAAUUUCAGAAAAAUGCCAUGAAAAUGGAGCAGAACCUGAAAGCAUGACCUGCUCUGUACCAGAGUCAACCCUUCUGUCUUCUAUUGAAGAAAAGAGACUAGCCUGGAUAAAAUCAUUUAAACCUUGGCUUGAAAUUUUCAAGCAAAGUCAACAAAAGAAAAUUGUUAGAAGAAAGAGACCCGUGAAAUGCCCAGCCAACAUGGCACCUGCUUUGGAUACACUGGAAAUUCUUCGGUGUGGCCCUUGGGAUACUUUACAGCAGGUUACAACAGUUACAUUUCAAGAUUUGCCAGGUUGUGUUCUCUCUACCCUGGCAGAGUGUACAAAUCUUCAAUUUCUAUCCCUUCAACGCUGUGGAUUAACUUCUUUGCACAGUCUGAGUAAUUGUAAAAAACUUAAGUACAUUGAUGCACAGGAAAACCAUAUUGAGGCUAUUGACUGUGAAAAUUUGGAAAAUCUGUGUGUUGUUCUUCUUAAUAAAAAUCAACUGACUUCUCUUCAUGGUUUGGAUGGCUGCACUAAUAUCCAAUGUCUUGAACUUUCACAUAAUAGAAUUACUCGAAUUGGUGGUUUAGAAUCUUUGAAAAAUCUUCAACAACUAAUUUUGGACCAUAAUCAGUUAAUUAGUACAAAAGGUCUUUGUGAUACACCUACCAUUGUAUACCUAGAUUGCUCCCAUAAUCAUCUUACUGAUGUUGAGGGCAUUGAAAAUUGUGGAUUGCUCCAAAUAUUGAAGUUACAGGGAAAUUAUCUGAUUGAGCUUCCAUCCUUGGAGAAUCAUGUUUUACUAAGAGAAUUGCACUUGGAUGAUAACAGCAUUUCAACUGUGGAAGCAUUCUCUUCGUACUGGCUGCCUUUAUUACAGACUCUUACUAUCUCUCAAAACAGUUUAGCAAAAAUUGUACCACUUUUUCAUUUUGUUUCAUUGGAAAAACUAGAUGUCAGCCACAAUUGUCUUUCUGACCUUACAAGUGCCAUCAAGUGGUUUGAUGCAUGCUGUUUUCUCCGUGAAUUGUCUCUUACCGGAAACCCACUUCUUCAGGAAACAAACUGGAGGUAUUCUCUGCUUAAAGUGUUACCUGCUCUAAGAAUGCUUAAUGGCGAUAUGCUAAAUUCUGAUUCAGAAAGACACACUGAAGAACACAGUCAACUGGAAUCAGCAGGUUUCCUGGUACUUUGUCAGUCUCAGAUUCGAGAAUUUAACUUGCUAAUAGAAAAUUAUAUAACUAGAAAAGGGGAUGCAUUUACCGUGGAUACUGCAGAAAAUCUCUGUCAUUAUUUUAAAAAAUUGAUGAUACUUAGUACUGAAUGUCGACAUGCACACGAACGUGGGGAUAUAAAUAUCACCAAGAAAGGUGAAUCAGAAGCCCAGAAAAGUCAUUUGGCCCCUACAAACAGUGACAGCACACUGCAAAAUGGAGUCUUCUACUCUUGUGCACAUGAACAUAAUCCAGACUUAUCAGAUAUUCCUGAGAAAUGGAUGGACUCUGGCUCCAACUACUCCCCGUUAAGCAACUCCUCCACGUGUGAAGAUAUGGAAGAAAGACAUCAGGAAAAAUUAAUGUGUCAGAAGAGAGAAGACAGCAAUGCAAGCAGUAUUCCCACUAAAAUAAUCCCAUUUAAGGAAGUAGUAAUGACAAAUUCUCUGCUGAGGAAUCACCAAAAUACUGAGCCUCGUGAAAAAAUUAUGGCAGCUGUGGUAAUCCAGUCAUACUGGCGUGGUUACCUCAUCCGCAGACAGAUUCAUUUCUCCACAAGGCUACAUACUGAUGCAACAGAAAGCCUGCUAAAUUCUUCCAUCAAGAAUCAGACUAUUUUAAAGAAAGAAAAGAGAGAAAGUAUUGUGAAUAUCCAAAAACAGAGGGAGAAGGCUGCUAUUCUUAUUCAGGCAGUUUGGAAGGGCUUUAUUUUGCGAAAGAAACUGACAACAGCUCUAGAAGCUAUUAAGAAUGAUGAAUCUGAUGAAGAAUACAGAGAAAUAGAUCUAGAGGAUUUUGCAUUUAAUGAGGCUGCCUUAGAAGAAGAAUGGCUAGCUUUAGAUUCCACCCGCUUCCCUUCACAAACACUGCUUUCCUCAAACCAGCUGCUUUGGCCAAAGAUUCCUGGAAACUUAAAACAGGAUGAUACUUCAUUUAAUUUACCAAGUAAUCCAGCUCAAGCAUGGCUAUGUAAUGACAAAGAAAAUUUGUUUUCUUCAGAACACGUACAAUUUAAUAGCAGAUCAGAAAACAGAACUUCUUCCUGGACACCUGAAUCAAAGACCAGUAGAAAGAGUUUGCUAAAAUCUGAAAAAGAAAAGAAAAUUUCAGAAGAAUGGGGCUUUAAGGAUAUUUCUACUGCUCAGCAAAUGUUGAAGAGGGCACAGAAAAUGAAAUCAAAGAAACUAAAGAAAAAUUUAGAUUCCACUGUGCGUCUAGCCUUAUUCAAAAACAAUGAAAAUAAAGUGUCUGUUUCAAAAUCACCAAAGAAGGCACCGCCCAAAAGAGAUGGUUACUUUGAAGAUAUAGAAGAAGACCUUAUCCACAAAGAGACCAUUGCAAAUGAAAAAUUGGAAAGGAAUCGAGAAUAUACAUACCAAUGGCUUCAUACACAGGUUGGGGUUCAUGAAACAACUAAUUCCAGAAAUAUGAAAUGCAAUCACUUUUUGCCUGAGUUAGAUCCAGAUGUGCUUAAUGGUGGAAGAGUUCAGCUUGUGGCAAGACUUGUAAGCAGAGAAGACACGGAUUUAGACCUUUUUUCCAUGAGCAAUGGAAAUGCUUUGUCUGUGAACAGAGAGAAAAAAAAUCAGGCACACAGACACUCAGCAGGAUCUUCAAGUAAGUUGUGGUUUCCUUCAGAAUUAAUUUAGAAAUCACAAACGAAUUGAUGGAACCUAAUGCCAACAAGCGUUCUUUUACAGAUAGGGGGUAGGAUGCUAGCAACUUGAACUGACCAAAAAUGUGUAUUUAAAUUUUUUCUUUCUUUACAUGUCCUCUUUUGUUAUAAACAAAAUUAAAUUAUUUCUAAAAU
Molecule: messenger RNA, 5193 nt
Organism: Saimiri boliviensis boliviensis (Bolivian squirrel monkey)
Lineage: Eukaryota; Metazoa; Chordata; Mammalia; Primates; Cebidae
Gene: LRRIQ1
Product: leucine rich repeats and IQ motif containing 1
Molecular function (GO): protein binding
Source: RefSeq, a predicted model, not a curated record